Messenger RNA from Entrophospora candida, 336 nucleotides. The record is from the annotation of a GenBank genome assembly. NCBI's taxonomy places the organism in Eukaryota, Fungi, Glomeromycota, Glomeromycetes, Entrophosporales, Entrophosporaceae.
AUGUACUAUAUUGAGCGCAAUUAUGUGUAUAAUAAAAAAAAUAUUAAUGGUGUGAAAUUCAAAAACAUAAAAUAUAGGUGGAUUAAUACUCGUAGUGGUAUAUUUGGCAACUCAUUGGCAUGGAUAUCUACCAAUAAUGUGGAUUUAUUAACCUGGUGGAAAGGUAAUUUUGGAGCCGUGACACCUGAAUUGACAAAAGUUGCGCCAAAGAUAAGUAAAGUUACAAAUGUAGGUGAAGAUAUUGAUGAUAGUAAUGAUGAUGGCAAUGUUGUUGAUAAUGUUGAUAAUAGUGAUAUUGACAGUGAUGAUGAAAAUGAAUUAUCUGUAAAUAUUUAA